Messenger RNA from Amphiprion ocellaris (clown anemonefish), 1342 nucleotides. RefSeq names its product P43 5S RNA-binding protein (gene 42sp43). Lineage: Eukaryota; Metazoa; Chordata; Actinopteri; Pomacentridae. The record is from RefSeq and is a predicted model, not a curated record. Bases 33 to 1145 code for a protein of 370 amino acids. The transcript is spliced from 9 exons. Gene Ontology annotation, cellular component: nucleus.
AGAGGAGCUUCCUGAUCGUCUCCAGCAGGGCCAUGAAUGAAAUCCAGGCUGGGAAACCCGCCGGAGCCGCGCUGAAGCAAACUUUCACCUGCGCGCAGUGCGGAGCGACUUUCUCCAAACAGUGGAGGCUGAAGGAGCAUGAAACAGCGCACACCGGAGCGCGUCCGUGUUUGUGCGCAGUCGCUGGCUGCGGGCGCCGUUUCUCCAGAAAAGCGCAUCUGAGCCGCCACAUGCUGCAGCACAGAGGCAUCAAGCAGUUCAAGUGUAAGUUCUCCACCUGCGCAAAGAGCUUCCUGAACGCAGGGAAGCUGAAGCGUCACGUGCGUUACGCUCAUGGAGACAAGGACAAGUACUUCAAGUGCCAGCAGCCAAAUUGCUCCUUGACCUUCAGGAAGCGCAGAUUGUUUAAGUUGCAUCUACAACAGCAUGGAGAGUCUCCGAAUUUCAAGUGUUCGAAGGAUGGAUGUGGAGCCUCAUUCGACUCCCACGUCGCCCGUAAAGCCCACGAGAAGAAGCAUGCAGGUUACUGUUGUCCUCAUGCUGACUGUCAGGUAAUAGAACUCACCUGGGGGAAGCUGCAGAAGCACCUGGCCAAACACCCAGUGUCCCGUCCAUGCCAAGUGUGUAAGAAGGAGUUUAAGAAGGUGGAUUCUCUGCGCAGACACAAGCGGAUCCAUUCGUCUCAUAAGCCGGUGCUGGUUUGUCCCAGAGACGACUGUAAGGCGUAUUUCUCCACCACCUUCAACCUGCAGCAUCACAUCCGCAAAGUUCACCUGGAGCUGCUCAAGUACAGGUGUCCCUUCGCUGACUGCCCCCGCAUGUUCGCCAUGAGGGAGAGUCUGAGCAGACAUCUGAUCCGUCAUGAUCCCGGCGCUGUCAGCCUGAAGAAACGUCAGCGUCCGAAGAAGUGGUGGCAGCGGCGUCUGAACGGACACCAGCUUCCCCUCGUGGAGGAAAACCUGAACCGACUCUUCGCCUUACGGAUGAGACUCUCCAGGAAAACCAAAGUGGAGACGAACCUGUCGGGUCUGUUUAACGAGCGCAAGAUUCCUCAUUACGUGGACCCGGAGGUGAACCUGCAAAGCCUGUUCACCAUCAGACGUCCAGCAGAGAAACCUGAAGCUGCAGCUGUGAAGGUGAAAUAAAAGAGUUUUCUUUAAUAUUUAGGAAGAAAUGAAAAUUGGGUCUUUUGAGUUCAGUUUUUUUAAUGUAGCUUCAUACAUUAAAUGGUAAAAAUGUGACUUUGGACACCGAUUUGUUUUCUAAAGACUACAGGUCUUGACUGGAGUGUUUGUUUUGUGACUUUGUCGACCCAAUAAAAUGAUUUAUCCUUUCUGCUCAG